GAAUCAGAAUCAAAAAACGACGUGGUCAACAUUCCAAUCGGACCACGUGAUCUUUCAGUUUUGCUGCAUUACUCAUAUCAGUUGAUUUUGGUUUGGUCAACGUCGUCGCGUAAUGAUAAAAUAUGAAGUGUAAACACUUGAAAUGAACUUGGCUUGGGGCUGCAAUUUUAGUUUUACUCUCGUCAAUCUCGUCCAGUCAUUAGUUAAGUUGAAUACUAUCGAGAAAUACGUUAAUUAUGAUCAAAUUUGAUUUAUAAUUGAUAACUUUUUUGCAACGUUUCUAAAGGUAGAUAUGUGAUAGUGGUAAAAUACUCGGAAAAAGUUUUUUGCUACAUUUGAUGGGCGUUAUGUACACGCUCUUCACUCUUCUGUCCAAGAUUGGGAAACAAAUCUGCUCAAGCGCAAAUCUGUACGUUCAUACUUUUACAGGGUUUGUUCGGUAUUGAUUUUGUGAGAAUUUUGUCCCAAGAAGUACCAAAUUUUAAUGUGUACGCUGUGAUCCGAUGUUGUUUGUCGUGUUUCGCGUGUGAAAUGAAGUGUGUUUGAUUUUUUCGCUAUCGCUGUAAUAUUUGCGGUGUUUUCAAAAUGACAAAAGACAGGUUACCAGCAUUGAAAGCGGCUCAAAGUGACGAUGACGAGAUUCCAGAGGACGUCGCUGUCACGGUGGAGCCCCGAGAUGGAUUCAUGGAUGAGUUUUUUGCAGAGGUGGAAGAGAUCAGAGAGAUGAUCGAUAGAAUACAGGCGAAUGUGGAAGAAGUAAAGAAAAAGCACAGUGCAAUUCUUUCUGCACCACAAACAGAUGAAAAAGUAAAACAAGAACUGGAAGAUUUAAUGGCCGAUAUUAAAAAAACUGCCAACAAAGUUCGAGCUAAACUAAAAGUGAUAGAACAAAAUAUAGAGCAAGAAGAGCACACGAACAAGUCCUCUGCUGAUCUUAGAAUUAGAAAAACACAGCAUUCCACUUUGUCUCGUAAAUUUGUCGAAGUGAUGACUGAAUACAACAGAACUCAAACUGAUUACCGAGAACGUUGUAAAGGCAGAAUUCAAAGGCAAUUAGAAAUAACUGGUAGAACCACAACUAAUGAAGAACUGGAAGAAAUGUUAGAACAAGGCAACCCAGCUGUUUUUACGCAAGGAAUUAUAAUGGAAACACAACAAGCUAGGCAGACUUUAGCCGACAUUGAAGCCAGACACGCGGAUAUUAUAAAAUUGGAAACUUCAAUAAAGGAACUGCACGAUAUGUUUAUGGAUAUGGCUAUGUUAGUUGAAAAUCAGGGAGAAAUGAUAGAUCGUAUAGAAUAUCACGUUGAACAUGCUGUAGAUUACGUUCAGACUGCCACACAGGACACCAAGAAAGCUCUUAAAUACCAGAGUAAGGCUCGUCGGGGUGAAUUAGUUGACAGAAUUGAGAACAAUGUUUCAAACACAGUAUCUUAUAUUCAUAAUACGGUUAAAGAACUGAAAGUCGCCGGCGAAUACGCUACAAAGGCGAGAAAGAAGAAAAUUGCCAUAAUGAUAUGUAUAAUAAUCCUGGUGUUAAUAUUAGUCGGAUUUUUGGUGCCAAUGAUUCCUGGUAUCUAAUGAUGAAGUCUUUAAAAAACAUUAUCGGGAAGAAAAACAAGACCAUUCUGAGGAAGAGUAGGAUAAAUCAUUCUUUUAGUUUAAUACUUAAAUAUAAAUAUUUCCCUUUAUAUUUCACUUGUUUGUUACAUACUAUCUGCAUUAAGUAUUCAAAAAUUAGUUAAUUUAUAUUAUUAAUUCCAUUUUUAAUAGGUAUUUCUUAUUACCCUACCUAAUUUUUUUAUUCCGCUCUUUGUUUUUUUUUCUCAUCGCGAUGAUAUUAAAGAAUUAUUCGUGCAAACGAUAAAAACUUACUUAAGUUUACUAUUUUUCGAUUGAAAUUGACAUACUUAUAUAGUUGAAAAGUUCAUAAAAUUGGCUUCCUAAAGAACUCGUAUUAUUGGACUACUGAGUAUGAGGAAAUAGAGCGAAAAUAACAGUAUUGAAACUGCAUUUCGCUGUUAUUAAAACAAAGGAAAGAAAGAAAGAACCCACGUUGAUCAAUAUGUUAUUGAAAAAUGCUCCAUUACGUUUGUAUUUUUAUUAUAUACGUAUUUUUAUUUUUUACUUCAAAAUUACGAUAAUGUACCUCUAUGCAUUUUCGUUAUUAUUAUCCAUCGUAUAGCAUCUAUAUCGUUCAAAUUGUCCUCACUUUUUAUUUAUUCUUUUUUAUGAUUGAUAUUCGCUUACGCCGCUAAUCAGUUAAUAUUUUACUCGCGCUUAUUAUAUUUUAAUUACAGCGGUAAUGCGUUUUUUUUCUCUUUUUUUUGUACAGUUUAAUCAAUUUUUUUGAUCAUAUUUUUUUUCCUUUUUUGUUUUUUUAAAGUCAUCGUUAUUAAUUUGUGCGGCGUCGUGUACGAUAUAUUUAUUUUGAAAUUAAAUUGAAACAUCGAAAAAGUAUAAUACUUAAAUAUAUAUAUUUUUUUUAUUUCAAUUAACUUAUUGAAAAUGCACACGAUAUCAUACUGACGCUCGAAGUGUGCUUCAGGAUUUAUUUACUAUUCGAAUUUGUUAAAAAAAAAAAAAACAGCCGUUUUAAUCAAGAUAAUGUGUUUUUUUAUCGAUUGAAAUUAAAUUCGAUGAUUCAAGAUGGUCUAGAUGUUGAAAUCGCCCUUUAUAUUUUUCCUGUCUUUCAGUGAAAUUAAUGUAUUUGUUCAGUUGUAAUUAUUGAUAUAACUACUUGUUACUUACUUAUAUAAUUAUCGUUUUAAAAGAUCUAAUUGUUAUGUAAUUUUAAUGAAACAAUUCUUUACUACUUUUUUUUCAAUUUCCAAGUCUUCAAUGUCACGUAUGAACUUAUACGUUGAUGUGUGACUUAUAUAAGGUUUAAGAUUUUAGUGAUCUGUUGAUUACAUACCUACGUUGUUUUUGAGAUUUAAAAAAAAAAAAUGAUUUUCUUCAUUUGUGUUUCGUACGUUAAAGAAAUUUGUGUUUGCGUCCUUGUAAAUUUGUAUUUAUGUUGAAUUGUUUGUGAAAUUUCGUUAUUUUAUCUGUUAAUUUUUUUUUUUUUUUAAAGAAAUUAUUUUAAAAUAUUUUGUAAAUCUAUACACAAGUUUCUUUGUUUCAAAGUAGACAUAAAAAAUGAAUACGUGCAAUAAGUAAGCUUCUUGUAUAAAGUUUUAAUUAUUCUCGUCUGAGAUGAGGAAUUCUAAAUUUUCAAUUCGGCUUUAUUAUUUUUUCUUUUUGUUUCGUUUCGUUUUCUAUUGGAAAUAAAAAUUGUACAUGGAGAGUUAGUUAUAUAUUUGUUAUUUUAUAUUUUAGACAUUGACAUAUUAUGUGCUUCUUGUUUUAUUUUUUGUACAUAUUUGAACAAUUUUUUUUCCUUGUUAAAUUGUAAAUGCGAAACAUUCAAUAUAUAAGGAAAAGAAGUAUGUUAUAUGAGAUACGAUUGACAUCUUAAUCGAAUCGAAUUGGUUUUCCUUUUUUUUCUUUCUUUUUCAUUUUAACAUUUUAAGGAUACUUUUCAUUACUUAAACAUUUAUAACCGCUUAUUCGUCUUUUUUUCUCCUGUCUAUCCAUCUAUUAUCUACGUCUUGAUUUUUUUCCGCAUAAUUGUACCUUUUAUCAUUUUUUUAAAAAAAAUGUAAUCGUAUACGUUAACGGAAAAAAUCUUUUUUCAUUCGUUAUUUAAAAUGAUAUAUUAAAAAUAUUUUCUCGUUGAGUUUUGUGAAUUGUAAAAAAAAAUAUAUGAGAGUUAUUUUUUUGUUUAAUUUUUUUUUAAAUUGUAAUAAUUAUUUUCUUCUUCCUACAACGAAUAUUCGCUCGGUUUAAAUAAAUGGGUAAUUUCACGUUAACGUAUUUACUUGUUACCGGAAUUGAAUACCUUUAAUAGAAGAUAUAAGCUUUUUUAUAUUAUUAAUUUUUAAUUACGGAAAAAUUUAGUUCAUUAAAAUGCUCUAAUUAUUGUCGAAAUUCAGAAUCAAUUAAUUAUUCUUUUAGAAGUAAAACAUAUCUAUGUCAGGUUUUUACAUUUUUGUGCGCCAACGAUUUUUUAUUGUUUUGAGCGCAAUUCUGUGCCUUUAUAAUUAAAAAAAAAAUAAUAAUGAUAAUGUUUUUAAUAUUAUUGUUAUAUAAGUAGUGAUAGCUUGCAAUUAAAUUUUUUUAGUCUGUUUAAUUAUUUUUUGACUGGAAAAAAUUGACUCCUGCAGUUAAUUUUAGUCGACUGAUGAACUUAAUAUUCCGUUGUUAAGUGUAUCUCUUAUCCGCUCAAUUUCAGUUAAUUUUUAAUUUGUUGCUUGAAUAUUUAAAUCAGUUUUUAGUUAGCUCGUUUUUUUUUUUUUUUUGUUUUUUUUUUUUUUGUAUAAUAUUUUGAGUUGACUUUUUUUGGUCGUGUUAUCGUUUUCAUUGUAACACAGAUUUUCGACGAGUAUUUCAUUUUGUUGCUGUAUUAUUGAAAUUUAUUAAGAAUCGUACGUGAACAAUUUGCGAAAAAGAGACGAUCAAUCGAAUGUGGAAAUUUUUUCAUAUACAUUUAUAUAUAAUAAUAUAGUUUUUUUUUGUUUGAUUAUGGUUUAAAAAGAGUUCAAUUUUACAUUGUGAUAUUGUAAUGUUUCCUAUUUUAAUGUCGCAUGAAAAUAAUACUCAAGUUUCUUCGCGUAUAUUUAAAAUACGGGCGGUAGAGUGUAAAUUAUUUAAAAACGUUUCCGUUGAAGUUAUAUAAGAAUUUUUUCAAACUCAAUAUCAGUAUUCAGUAAGUGUUAGAGACACAUGAUUUUUUUCACGUAUUUAUCGCUGAAUUUUAGAAUCCCAUCGCGAUUGUACUUACAAUUGAAUUGCAAAGCAAUAAGAAAAAAAAGUAAAUAUUAGUUCCGCUUACGUAUUUUAUAUGAUCGAGUUUCAUGUUUACUAUGUACUAUACUAUAUAUUGUCCCCAGGGUUCGUUUCGAGUAAAAAAUUCAUUAAUAUUUUUAUUUAAUUAAACGCAAAAUAUAAACAAAUUCAUUUUUCUGUUUUGUUUCUCUGUUUUUAACAUCGAUCCCGAGUGUAAGAAAAAUUCAACGUAUAAUGUAUAACUGCGUCAACUUACCAGGAUAAUCGUUUAGAGCACGCAUUUUUUAAUAGUUUAACAAAAAUGAAGACAUUAUUGCAUAAUUGUUUCUAGUUUAUCAUUUUUUUUCCUUUUUAAUGUUAUCAAUGAAAUACAAAAAAUGACAAAAUCAGA
This is a messenger RNA of Planococcus citri (citrus mealybug), 5221 nucleotides long. RefSeq names its product Syntaxin 1A (gene Syx1A). The coding region runs from base 586 to 1581 and encodes 331 amino acids. Gene Ontology annotation, molecular function: SNARE binding; SNAP receptor activity. The transcript is spliced from 11 exons. Gene Ontology annotation, cellular component: presynaptic active zone membrane; endomembrane system; synaptic vesicle. NCBI's taxonomy places the organism in Eukaryota, Metazoa, Arthropoda, Insecta, Hemiptera, Pseudococcidae. The record is from RefSeq and is a predicted model, not a curated record. Gene Ontology annotation, biological process: exocytosis; intracellular protein transport; synaptic vesicle fusion to presynaptic active zone membrane.